AACCGCCAUGUUUCUUGGAUGAAGAAGAUCAACCACGCCAUUGUGCGCGUCAUACUGUAUCUUGAACGAUUUAUUUAAAAUUUCUGCCGACGAAAAGAAGAAAGGAUUUUCCGAGACCUACAACGUCAUUUAAAUCAUUUAUCGUCAAAUCUAAACUGCAGCUAUAAGGAUAGAAGGGUUAUAAAUUUAUUGUGGUGUGGUAAAUGUACGAGCAACAUGUAUAGCAACAACAUUGAUCCUUGGGAGCCAGGUUAUGGACCAGAAAGAAGAGGGCAUACUUCUGAUUACGAUUACCGUAAUGACUAUGGAAGCAAUCGAUCACCUGAUUAUGGAGAGCACCGUGAUUCAGAUCAUCGUGAUAGAGAUCAUCGUAGUCCAGAUUACAGAAAUCAUCGUGGAAGAGACAGAGACCGCGAAAGAGAUCGUUCGAGAGAUAGGAGAGAUCGUAGCAGGGAUGAUAGAGACCGUAGUUAUAGAGAUCGAGAAGAUCGUUAUGGAAGGCAAAGAGAUAGAGAUUCUACAGAGCGGGAUCGUGACCGUGAUCGGGACAGGGAUCGUGAUAGGGACAGAGAACGAUCAAGAAGGGAUAGGGACAGGGAUAGGGAUAGAGAACGUAGAGGGAAAAGAGAGGACAGAGAUAGGGAUCGCGAUGAUGACCACAGUCGUGAAAGUUUGGACUUUGAUCAUGACCAUGGUCGUGCUUAUGGCUCGUCCAUGGAAGGCAUCCACUACAAAUCUCAAUCUCCCAACAACACCAUAAUGAUUCGAGGGCUCGCGCAGCAUAUUACUGAAAAUGACGUGCGGCAAGACAUCCUCAACUGUGGUCUCAUGCCAAAGGACAUCAGGCUUAUUCGGAAAAAAGAUACAGGUGCUUCGCGAGGUUUUGCAUUCGUCGAGUUUAACGCGACUCAGGAGGCUGCACGGUGGAUGGAGAUGAAACAGGGAGUCCUGAUGCUACAGGAUCAAUACCGUGCAUUAAUGCAGUACAGUAUACCGAAGGAUUGUCAUGUGGAUAAACCACCUGCAAAGAAUACACAAGAUUGGCAUUGUGUAAAGUGUGGAGCACAUAAUUUCAAAAGACGUGAAACAUGUUUCAAAUGUUCUGCUUCACGAGCAGAAAGCGAAGAAGGUGGAGAAGGUAGCGAUGAAAUUAGUCCGCAUCCUACCAAUACCGUUCUCCUUAGAGGACUAGACGUGUUAACCACUGAAGAUUCGGUUCUCCAAGCGAUGAAAAAUCUGUCAUCGAUGCCAAUUAGGAGUAUACGUAUCGGACGAGAUUCUCUGACAAACACAUCAAGAGGUGUUUGUUAUUUAGAAAUGGGUAACGUUGUGGACGCAAUGUAUUUACAUACAGCGCUCACGAAACAAGGAUUAGUCGUUGACGGUAGGAAAGUAGAAAUUGCAUAUUGCAAGUUACAUCAAAUUAAUAAUACGAAUGCAUGGAAGUCUAAUGAUAAUCAGUCGCAAAGGUACACCUUGGAUGAUGUAGCUCAAUUGGCAGAAUAUAGUGCCAAUUUAUAUGCCAAAACACCAGCACAAAAAGCUCAUUAUCUUCAGUAUUAUACACAGUACUAUCAGAAUCAGAUAAUGCAAGGAACAGCUAUUACAUUACCUUCGUUGAACCAAACGGACCGAGUAAAUGCAGCUGCUGCAGUGGCUCAGUCUGCUAUACAACAGCUGCAAGCAUCCAGAAAGAUAGGCGAUGCAGAUGAAAUGAAAGGCAGACCAACUCCUACUGCACCAACUAGCACAACUUUAGCAAGUGGAAGAGUGCCUGCUCAUGCAAAUGAUGGAAAAGUUUAUUCAGUGCCUGAUGUCAGCACCUAUCACUAUGACGAAUCUUCAGGUUAUUAUUAUGAUCCGAGUACAGGAUUGUAUUAUGAUCCUAACUCACAAUACUAUUACAAUAGCCACACGCAACAAUUUCUUUAUUGGGAUGCAGAAUCAUUCUCCUACCAACCAGCGAAGACAACCACAAGCGUUACCCCAACAACAGGUACUGCUACUACGAGUGGAACUACGAUAACAGCAACCGCUAGUAGUACCGAUUCGGCUACAACAGUCAUGAGUCAAGCUACCCCAUCUUCAACAACCACAACUCAAGAUGUGUUGAAGGAGGAUGAAAGUAAGAAAAAAGAUAGUAAACAGGACAAAGUAAAGGUUGCAAAGAAAAUAGCAAAGGAUAUGGAACGUUGGGCAAAAACUUUAAAUCAAAAGAAAGAAAAUGCCAAAAGUAAUUGGAAUUCAGAAUUCACUGGAGCUGAUGGUAAUCAAGGUGUAGGAAGUGGUGCAGCCGACGCUGGUUAUGCUAUAUUGGAAAAGAAAGCCCUUACAAAUCCAUAUCACGAAGAUGAGGAUCCCAGUGGAAAUAACGGUUUAGUAGCUGCUUAUGGUGGUGGAAGCGACACAGAAGAGGAAAUUGAGGAUGUCCAACAAGAAGAAAGGCAACAUACGGAUUGGAGCAAACUAGCUUGUUUACUUUGCAAACGACAAUUCCCGAGCAAAGAAGCUUUGCUUCGGCAUCAACAAUUAUCAGAUCUUCAUAAACAAAACUUAGAAAAUUGGUAUCAGGUGCGUGGUUUAGAUCCAAACGACCCUCAACAAAGAAACAAUAAGUAUCGAGAUAGGGCUAAAGAAAGGCGAGCCAAGUAUGGUGAACCGGAACCUCCACAACCUAAUAAAUUAAAAGAAAAAUAUUUAAAAACCAGAGUGGAAGACAUAUCUGUUUCUUAUGAAGAACCUACAAGGACAGGUAUUGGCUCGGAUAAUGUUGGCAAUAAAUUAUUACAAAAGAUGGGGUGGAGUGAAGGAAUGGGCCUUGGUAAAUCAAAUCAAGGUAGAACGAGUAUCAUUGAAGCAGAAAGACGAGUUCCUACUGCGGGUUUAGGGGCUAAAUCAUCAUCUUAUAGUGCUCUACCCGGGGAUACGUAUAAGGAUUGUGUAAAGAAAAUGAUGUAUGCUCGUUAUCAGGAACUAUCUGAUACGUAAUACGUUAAGUAUUGUUAAAUAGAUUUUAUAUAUGUAUAUAUAUAUAUAUGUGUAUAUAUAUAUGUAUAUAUAUGUGUAUAUAUAUAUAUAUGUGUAUAUAUAUAUAUAUAUAUAUAUAUAUAUAUAUAUGUAUGUAUAAGAACUUGUAUUCAAAUUUUCCAUAGAUAUGUAGUUAUAUAUCCACAUUAUCUGAUAAAUAUGAAAUAUGUCGGAAACUGCACAGUAAUAAUCUGUUUUUAAGAUUAGUUCGAUGAAAAUUAUUUUUCACGUAAAAUACCAUUGUUCUUUCGUGUAUACUUACCGAUAGACAAAGUAGUCGAAGAAUAAUAAUAAUAUUUACUCUAUAGAAAAUACGUCACUAUCAGAAAUAUAAGGUGAAAAUUGAUAACACAAUUUUAUUUAUGCAAUGGCAUCCUAUUAAACUUACAAUGCGCAAUAAUUUUUUUCAUAUUUAGCAUUUCUACACCUCGAAUCACAAUCAUGUUAGGAUUAACUUUCAAAGGAAUUCCGUAUCACAUUCUCUAAACUACUUUCUUGAUAGUAACGCACGAAAAUUUUUGUAUCAAUCAUAAUAUGUGAUGAUACGUAAAAAUAAAAUAUACAAUUUAGUAUUGAUAGAUCAAAUGAUUAUAUCAAGUCUAUAAAUCAUUGUAAAAUUCUAAAUAUUUCAAUUUUUAAAUGCAGAAGCAUUAUGAAAUAUGUUCAUUAAAACGUACAAAUUAAACCAAUUUCUCCUUUAAUUCAUAAUAAACAUUGAAAAAAGUGUCAAUAACAAAAAUGCUAUUUCACAAAUUAUCUUUCAUAAUACUUUAAAUAGUCUUUCCUCUCUUAUCUCUACAAUUAUUACAAAUCAUUUUGAACUGUUUUUGUUAACCCAUAAUGCAUCGAACUUUAUAAUUUCAUAAUAAUAUUCUGUAGUAUGUAAAAUUUUCGUAUAUAUAUAUAAUAUAAUUAUAUUUAUUACACAGUACAAUCUCAAAUGAUAUGUACGUUAAUCUUUUUUUUUAUGAGUUUUAUCAAAGUUUGAAAUAUUGCAUUAACAAUUGUCAUUAUAUGUAUACAUCUCCCCUGAACUAUUGUUACAAUUUAAUCUAAUUUUUUUUAAUUUACUAUCCACAAUGUAUGAAAUAAUAAAAUCAGGAAGGAUAAUAAAUAUACCUGUGAAGUAUUGCUAAACA
Vespula vulgaris is the source of this 4166-nucleotide messenger RNA. RefSeq names its product RNA-binding protein 5-like. The transcript is spliced from 7 exons. Gene Ontology annotation, biological process: mRNA splicing, via spliceosome. The record is from RefSeq and is a predicted model, not a curated record. Bases 217 to 2988 code for a protein of 923 amino acids. Gene Ontology annotation, molecular function: RNA binding. NCBI's taxonomy places the organism in Eukaryota, Metazoa, Arthropoda, Insecta, Hymenoptera, Vespidae. Gene Ontology annotation, cellular component: nucleus.